Mya arenaria is the source of this 5266-nucleotide messenger RNA. RefSeq names its product neurogenic locus Notch protein-like. The record is from RefSeq and is a predicted model, not a curated record. NCBI's taxonomy places the organism in Eukaryota, Metazoa, Mollusca, Bivalvia, Myida, Myidae. Gene Ontology annotation, molecular function: calcium ion binding. Gene Ontology annotation, biological process: heterophilic cell-cell adhesion; establishment or maintenance of epithelial cell apical/basal polarity. The transcript is spliced from 51 exons. Gene Ontology annotation, cellular component: protein-containing complex; plasma membrane. The coding region runs from base 103 to 5121 and encodes 1672 amino acids.
UCCGUAACAGAUGGGGUUACCAUAUUCGAGCCAUAUUAUGAUGGAACACGAGCAUGUAUAACUGAAGUUGGAUAUACACAAACGAGCGAAGGGAAUGUGAAAAUGUGUUUUCGAUCAGCCGAAUCCAAUUAUGAAGAGAGGUGUUUUGACAUCAUGGUAUUUGAAGUUGGGAAAGAUCAGUGCGGCAAAAUUGGAGAUGCAAUAACUGGUCCUUGUCAAAAUGGCGGUAUCUGUUUUCCUGGCGACAACAAGCAUGUUUGUUUCUGUCCAAAGGGUUAUACUGGUGAAAAUUGUGAAAAAGGGCCAUGUCAGGAAAGUGACAAUAAAUGCGAAAAUGGCGGAUUCUGCUUGGUCGACAACCACGUGAUAUCUUGCCUGUGUAAAGCUGGAUUUACUGGGAACCUGUGUGAUACAGAUAUUAGCGACGGAAAUGGAAAUACAAGUGUCGAUGGGGGAGUUUUUACAUUAGAAGGUUCAGCACAGACGGUAAACUGUAACAGAAACAGAAUGUGUGGCUUAUAUGCUCCUGUAGCAUAUACCUCAAUUGAAAAGCCAACGGUUGCUAUGGGAUACAUUAGCCCAACAUUAGAGGUAGACUCUGUACAAACGGAGCAGGAAAUUGCAGUUGGGCGUUAUAUAACAAGUGUGUUAUUUUUACCGAAGGAAGUUGGGACAUUUUUACUUUGCUUACAAACGUUGAAUAUGGAAAGAAUAAAUAAGGAUGAAUUGUGUCACAAAGUUUUCGUCACCGACGGCGUUGACCUUGUGUACGGAUUUGAGGAUCGACCACUCUUUGUGAUGCCAAGUCUUCAACCAUCGGUCGUCAUAGAGUGUGAAGAAAGCACUGUAUGUCACGUGACAUAUACAGCGACACCUGGUGUAGGACAUGAACAUAACUGUCUUGACAUUCAAGUUUCUAGUGGCGGCAUAGAGCUUCUCCAUACGUUUACUUCAUGUGACGCAUGUGUAGACGGAUUUGGCGUAUCUAAUAACUGCUCAAUUGAUAUUUCAUUUAAACCUUCCUUUGCGGACGAUAAUAAGCAAGUCUGUGUCGACCUUAUUUUGAAAAGUGGCAAUGUUAGAGGAGAAGAACGGUGUUUUAAUGUAUCUAUUCUGCCAUCCGGUGAUAUCAAUGCAAAGAAAGGUUGUCAACUGUUGGGGUGCCGUAACGGAGGAUUCUGUGACGGACAUGACCCUGAUAAGCCUUUGUGCUCUUGUAUGAAAGGCUAUACUGGGACACAGUGUGAAACAAAACUUGGUUCGACACAUACCGGAAUCUGUAAGCCAAGUUUUCUCGAGGGGUCAGUUGUGACAGAGUUUGAGUGUGUAACGGACAAUACCUGUAUAUAUCAAUUUGAAAUUUGUUCCAGCAUCAGUCCACUUGUGACACUUGGUUACAACAACCCAAGUUUGAAUCUUGGAACGCCAGCUCUGAAACCACCUACCUCUUCAGGCUCUUGUCAAUGCUCUACGGGCUCUGUUGAGCUUCGUCCAACAAUCGCUAGCACGGACGCUUUCAAAUUCUGUUUGCAGCAAGUACUUUCAGAUGGAUCCACUGGUGAUGAGUUGUGUCCAUCUGUUUUUGUAUCAGAUACCAGAUCAUCUGGAGCUGUAGACACGAAAAAGCCGUAUUUCCUGCAACCGACACUACCAAGUGGUUCAGUUUUGCUUUGUAAACUCAACGAAACUUGUUAUCUGGAUCUGCACUACACAGACGGAUCAACAUUUGGAUCAUCUUUGGAAUGCCCAAAAUUACGGGAGUCCAGCGGUCACUCACUGAAUGGAUUACACAUUUUCCCUUUUGAACAUGCUUCCAAUGAAUGCAUAAAUGACGUUUCCUUCCAACACCCAUCGACAGCUUCUGGAGGAGACAUUUUUGAAUAUUGCUUCAAAGUCUCAAUUCCGGGAAAACAGGGCGAGCAACGAUGCUUUCAGCUUAAGAUCACCAGUAAUCUUAAUACCUCUGUCGACUCUCUCUGCAAGGAUAGGGUUUGCCAUGGACAAGCUCGAUGCAUCGCCGACUUUACAGCUAACAAUGCACAGUGCAUCUGCCCUGUUGGCUUCACAGGAUCUGAUUGUUCACAAGUUGUAAACAAGACGAGAAAUCUCCCUGGCGUAGAAAAUGCCAGUGUAUCAAAAACCGAUACGCCGCAUUUCGACAUACACCACGCCAUUCCAAAAGUGAUAGAAUGCGAGGAAGGAUACCCAUGUAAAAUCGAAAUAGCAUAUAUGGGAGAGACCACUAAAACCCCUGUUCUUGGCUACUGCGACCGAAAUUUAACUGGUCACGCCCAAGUGUCGGUAGUAUCAUUGAGUGGACAAGAACAUUUGCUCGUGUCAACGGUGAAUGGAAAGGCUGGAACAUACAAAUGUUGUUAUCAAACUACUACUACUGGGACAGACAUUGGAGAAAAUAUAGAUGAAAUAUGUUUCCACGUCGAUAUUAAGACUCAAGGAACAGUGCCUACAUCGGAUCCGAACAAACCCCGCUUCAUCAGCCCUGCAACAAACUCCAGUUUCACAUGCACAUUCAACUCUAUUUGCCACGUGACAAUGCUUACAGAAAAAGACGGUUCCACUUGUACACAAGUGAAGGAAUGUGGACAAGGCUUGACGGGAGUGCAUGUGUUUACCACCGAAGAAAUGGGCGGGCAGUGUAUUACUGAUGUUGGCUUCAAAACAUCAGACCAGGAGGAAACACAUAUAUUGUGUGCAAAAGCAGGACCUAACGGGGAGGAAAGACAAAUUAUCCUCGAAGUCAAAAACUGCAGCGGUUUCGGUCCAUGUCAGAAACUACAUUGUAAGAACGGCGGCACCUGUGUGUCGAUGACAGACGCAGCCGUCUGCUUGUGUCGCAAUGGCUUCACAGACACAGAGUGUCAAAUAGAAAUCAACGAAUGUGAUCCAGUACCGUGCGUUCAUGGAAGUUGCACUGAUCUUGUCAAUGGAUAUUCAUGCACAUGCGAACCUGGUUAUGAGGGCUUUAAUUGCACUGAAGAAAUUGAUGAAUGCUUAUCCAAUCCAUGCAUACAUGGAACCUGCGUUGAUUUAGUUAACGGAUACACUUGUGCCUGUGAAAGUGGAUAUGAGGGGUCCAACUGUGAAAUAAAUGUUGACGAGUGCGUUGGUGUUAUUUGCCAGCAUGGCGGUACUUGUGAUGAUGGGGUAAACAUGUACAGGUGCCGGUGUACCAGCGGCUGGGAGGGAACGCACUGUGAAACAGAUAUAAAUGAAUGCAGUUCCAAUCCGUGUAUCAAUGAUGGCAAUUGUACAGAUGAAAUAGAUGGCUACAGUUGUGUGUGCAACAAACAGUUUACUGGCAUGCACUGUGAGCUAGAACGAGGCGGCAGAAUACACCAAGUGAUUACUCCCAACAACCCUCAACCGCCGUCGUUCACUGAGUACACAAUCCCUGAGAUAAUUCGAUGCCGGGUUAACGCCAGCUGCACGAUCGUAUUGCCAGUUGAUGGGGAGUUAAAUAAACCCCCAAAUGUUCAAAACGGCCAUUACUCUCCCGGCCUAAUUGUGAGCCCACCUAAGACGACUGAGAGUAAUCCUGCCCGGUGUGUCAACGGCCGAUGUGCGUUCGAUGCCCACAUAUCCGUGGUAGCAACUUUUGUCAGCUUCUUCAAGUAUUGUGUUCAGACCACCGACUACCAGAAUGUGAAUGCCGAUGAAUUGUGUUAUCAAAUUGAGUCCUACAUUCCGAGCACCACGCCAGGCAAAAGCAGCUUCAUUCAGCCUCCUACUAUCCCCAAUAACUCGACUAUGAAAUGUCCAGUUGGCAAGCCUUGUGUAUACAUUGUGGAGAUCAAAAGACCGCCAGAUGGAUGCAAAGACAAGCUGACACCCGAGGGUUCUCCACCAAAUACCAUGGUCCAUUUGGUUCCGUUUGGUAACAUCCCCACUUGCAAGUACGAGGUAGUCUUCACACCAGAACCUUUACAGCAGGAAAGCCAUGUUCUACUUUGCUUCAGAACAGAUUUCGACAGGCACUGCUCAAAGGUGCACGUACAGCGGGAAAAUGAAAUCGCUCAAUCUACUGGAGGGUGUAGCCAGUUGCACUGUGUAAAUGGUGGAUUCUGCGACUCAAGCUCGAGGCCAUCGUGUCAGUGUCAACCGGGUUUCAUGGGAGAUACAUGCGCCAAACCAGAUGAAAAGUGUGUGGUUGGAUCCAUUCCUGACCAAGUUGUUUGCAAUCAGCAGUCGUGUUCAUUGGAAUUCUUGGUUACAGGCAGCAUCACAGUGCCUGUUGUUGUGGAAACAGAGCAGCAUCUUUUACCAGAGAUUUUCCCCGAUUCAAUUGACAUUGGUACAUACUACUUAUCCCUUAAAGUGACAGGGGCUGUUGCUUCGGGAUCCAGGGUGUGCAUAAAGACCGAAUCCAAUGGAAAAUCAGGGAAUUGUUCUUCGACGGAUUGCACAACCAUUGUUAAAGAUGACUCAAUGACUACCAUCCAGUCUGUGCUAAACUGCACAGAAACGGACAGUGCCGGAAAAUGCCUGCCAAUUGUCAUGACAACUCGUCCAUUCUCAAACAAAACUUGUCCCCAAUUGUCUGUGCACCAGGACACUACACUGGCGAGCGUACACGUGUUUGAAAACAAGUUGGUGGACAGCCACGAUCCCCGUUGUGUUGCUAUAGUAACCGCCUUCCCAAGCGGGGGUAGUAGCAAUAAAGAUAGACUGUGUUUAACCGACAGCCUUAGUGGUGUUCGUUGUAUGACAGCUGUAACGUCUAAUCAGAAAAAGUGUGACUCCGGGAAAGCAACUGCUCGUGCCAGGAAGAGUGUUUCUUCUGGGUUGGUUAGUUGUUUUUGUGAGGUUCAUGGCCAGAAGCUUCCAAUCAUCAUCACAAGACCUCAAAUCAAGACCGAGCGCUUGAUUAAGGUGGCGGGGUACGGCGCAGGCGGGAUGGCGGGAGCCAUGAUUGUGGGCGUGCUGAUCUACUUGAUCAUUUCAGGGGUAAAAGGAGAUAGAAAAAUCGACAGUUACGGGAGGCCAAUGCCCGUGGGAAAACCAAUGCCCUUCCCCAGGCCUAAUUCGAUGAAUUCACUUAUUGAUGCCAAGGCCCGAUUAAAGGCACGACGGAUUUAUCCAAAUUCUGUUGACAGUUUUUGAAUGCGCUUGAUGUUCAUCGCCAUGAAAUGCGAUGUAAUCUUUUCUUAUUGAUUUUGAUGGUUUAAGCAUUGUUUGCGCAUAAAGAUACUUGUAGCAGGUGUAGUCAUAUUAAACAGAUGGACACGUAUUUCGUUAUUCUAUGAAA